Messenger RNA from Cyclocybe aegerita, 1746 nucleotides. Lineage: Eukaryota; Fungi; Basidiomycota; Agaricomycetes; Agaricales; Hemipholiotaceae. The record is from the annotation of a GenBank genome assembly.
AUGGAAUCGAACACCCUUCACCUUACGCCGGAGAAGGAGAAGGAGGGGAGGAGCACCACCAUACUGCCGAACAAGAUUCUCACAAGAGAGCCGUCCGUAAUCGAAAUAGAGCUCGCAUCUUCGCAUACCACACCCUCAAGAGACCCUCUCGCCUCUCCUGAUUGCUCUUUAAAUGACCGAGAAACUUCGCAAUGCAGCUCGCAAACCGAGAUCGUCAGCAUGAUGCAACUCCUUUUCCUCGUCUUCAAGCGCACUGUCGCUUGGGUUGGAGGCGGUAUCGUCAUUAUGAUUCUCGGUAUCGGUAUAUUCCAGGCUGCUCUCCUCCCAAAGAUCUUUACAUGCCCACCUGGCGCGACAUGCGACAACUCCUACGACCCCAACACAACCAUGGUGCUGCAACUCCUACAAACGGCUAUGAGCUGGUGGCUCAAAGUCGGUCUCAUCGUAUCUGGUUUCGGCCUGCUUCGACUUAGCGCAUACCAAUCGUGGUUUGUCAUGAUGAAGCACGGAAACAGCAUCGACAACCUCGACCUCACCCUCGGCGCCGUUAAGGGUAGCCUUCUCGAUGCCUGCCGGCUCGUCCUUCGACGGGGAAACAUCUUCCUCAGUCUACUCCUUCUUGCACAAAUUGGUAUCGGUGCCGCUAUCAAUCUGUUCGUCGGUCUGUCCAUCGUCCGAUCGCCUGGAAAUCGCGUGGUACCCUUUUCCUACCCUCCCAUCUCUCAACUCCCAGACAGCAGCAUUGCGGGUCUCAAUAGCGAUGGUCAGAACCAAGCAAAGGCGAAGGUCGUUGGAUGGGCGCUGACGAACGACAUGAGACAUGGUGGUGCGCUGCGUGGCUCCCUUGUUACGCCGGACGGGCGAAGCAACGCCUCCGUGAACGCGCAGCCUGGAGGACCCAUCAUCAGCGGCUCCAUCUCGUGCACCCCCGUCGCCAACGAGAACAUAACCAAAAUAACAACCAACGGCGCUGACACGUACAACAUCCUGCACAACACGCGCGAAUACCUCGCCCUGCCCAACAUGUUCCUCUCCGUAUCCAUGACGCUCAUCGGCACCGCGCGAGUCACCUACCUCUGGGUGAGCAACACCACCGGCAUGCUCCCCAAUGCUACCCUCACCCCCGACGGCGUCAUGUACGUCACACUCUGCAACCACGAUGUCUUCUUCCUCGACGCGCCGCCCCAGGUCCCGGGCGUACAGUACCUCGAGCCAAAUACCGCCGUCGUCUCCGGGUGCCGGAGCCAGGACAUGGGUGUGUGCGUCGCCGACUCGGUGUCGAACACGAUUAUGCACUGGUGGGGUGGUAUCGGGCAAUCGUUCUGGAACGUCGCAUGCCGCGGGGGCGUCAUUGGGCCUCUCAAGCGCCAGGCGCCGCACUGUGCACUGACGAACGAGUUAUGGGUGGAGACGGUCACGUCCGUGCUGGACGGGAUCAUGCAGACGUCGCCGUCAAGAGGGCUGGACGUGCAGGGGCUCGAUGCAAGUGUGCAUAAUAUCGACACGACGUGGUGGUGGCUCCAGGGCGUCAUUCCACUCAUGACGCUCGCGCUCUACUUCCUCGCAUUGGCGUAUACGUGUUACCUGAGUCAAGGGAACUCGACGCUGAAGAGCUUAAAUUUGGAGGAAAUCAUCGGGGCGGCGCAGACGGACCAUGUGAAGGAUCUAAUUCAGUCUGGUCGGCUGAGAAAGUCGACGAUGAGGUAUGACAACGGGUUCACCCGAGAUAACGCGCAAGGGCCCUAA